UACAAUUUGGGCUCUAUUGUUGUUGGGGACACUAGCUAUUCUUGAAUUCGCCUGUCUGUCGCUUGCUUUUGACUCAUUCCUUCUCAUUUCUUAGCUGUUUGUUCGUUUUCCUUGAAGUUUUUAUCUUUUGGGCUUCGGGCUGUUUUCAGUCUCGGGAUCCCCUUGUUCUUCUUUGUUCUUUCUCUAUUGCUUAUACAGAUCCUUGAGGAACUCGAUCCCCCCAUCGUCUCUGCUCCCAUUCUUCUCCCGGGUUUUUUUUUUCUCCGGAUUCAUUCGGUGAUUAUUCUGUCGUUCACCAAUCUCUCUCCGUCUGUGCGUGUGAUUCUUAUGGAAGGUGAUUACCAUAGACGCGGUCUGUCGGGGAAUGACAGUUCACCCGGUUACUUUGUUCGGUUGGAUAAACCAAGAGCAGUAGACGAUCUGUAUAUCGGCAAAAGAGCAAAAAUGCGAAGGUGGCUCUGCUGUGCUUGUCACGUUGAAGAACCUUACCACUUACCCAAACACGAGAGCCUGAAAAUUCCUCGGCACAUCAACAACAUCGGAUAUGGAAGAAAACCGCCGGCUGCUGUGAAGCCUCCUGCUGUCCCGAGGGAGCCUCCCCCGAUCGAUGUGCCAGCUUUGUCAUUGGACAAGUUAAAAGAAAAGACGGACAAUUUCGGUUCAAAGGCAUUGAUCGGAGAAGGAUCAUAUGGAAGAGUAUACUAUGCAAACUUGAAUGAUGAUGAUGAAGCAGAGGCUGUGGCAGUGGCAGUGAAGAAGCUUGAUAAUUCAGCCAAACCUGAAUCAGAUGUCGAGUUUUUGACACAGGUCUCUAGGGUUUCGAAGCUGAAGCAUGAAAAUUUCGUUCGGCUCCUCGGCUACUGCAUUGAAGGGAAUAUCCGAAUCCUUGCAUACGAGUUUGCCAUUAUGGGAUCCUUGCACGACAUUUUGCACGGAAGAAAGGGAGUACAAGGGGCGCAGCCAGGUCCGACCCUCGACUGGAUGCAACGAGUGAGAAUAGCGGUCGAUGCAGCGAGGGGCCUAGACUACUUACACGAGAAAUUCCAACCUCCGAUAAUCCACAGGGACAUUCGUUCUAGUAAUGUGCUUCUCUUUCAAGGCUUCAAGGCCAAGAUUGGUGAUUUUAACCUAUCAAAUCAGGCUCCCGAUAUGGCGGCUCGCCUUCAUUCUACCCGAGUUUUGGGAACCUUCGGUUACCAUGCACCCGAGUAUGCAAUGACGGGCCAGUUGACACAAAAGAGCGAUGUGUACAGUUUUGGUGUCGUGCUCUUGGAGCUUCUGACAGGGAGAAAACCCGUUGACCAUACAAUGCCGCGUGGUCAACAGAGUCUCGUCACCUGGGCAACACCAAGGCUGAGUGAAGACAAAGUGAAACAAUGUGUUGAUCCAAAUCUCAAAGGAGAAUACCCUCCUAAGGCAGUUGCGAAGCUUGCGGCAGUGGCAGCAUUGUGCGUGCAAUAUGAAGCAGAGUUCAGGCCAAACAUGAGCAUUGUAGUAAAAGCCCUGCAGCCACUGUUGAGGCCUCCAUCCACGGCAGCAGCUCCUGCCCCACCUGAAACUUAAUCCUCUGUAAACAGAAAUACCCGUUACCUCCUUCGUCUGGUAAAUUCAAGAUUUCUGCAUCAUUUCCGGAAAAGUUUGGUAAUCCAUGUCCAUGGUUUUCAUCUGCGGAUAUCUGCAAGACACGAAGAGUGUUUCCGCUGCAUUUUCUUUUCCUUUUCGAUGAAUGUGUAAGAAGAUGAGAUAGUUAGGGAUUGAGUUCAUUGGUGGGAGGGAUGUGUUAUAACGUUUGCCCGUUUGGUAAUGGCAACACAAAUGUACCAAACUCUAAAUCGCUUCCAAGUUUGGAUCUAAUAUAUGAUCUUUUUAUAUACAACGAAAUCGUAGUUGGGGUUUGAACAUCUGAUCUUUUAUUGAAAUGAAUGUUGUGAAAAAUA
Messenger RNA from Tarenaya hassleriana, 1937 nucleotides. RefSeq names its product PTI1-like tyrosine-protein kinase 3. The record is from RefSeq and is a predicted model, not a curated record. NCBI's taxonomy places the organism in Eukaryota, Viridiplantae, Streptophyta, Magnoliopsida, Brassicales, Cleomaceae. The transcript is spliced from 8 exons. Bases 328 to 1563 code for a protein of 411 amino acids. Gene Ontology annotation, molecular function: protein tyrosine kinase activity; ATP binding. Gene Ontology annotation, biological process: protein phosphorylation.